AAAAAAAAAAGAUAUAUCAACAUCAGCAAAUAUCAUUUUUUACUAAAUCAACAUAACGACAAACAUUUAAUAUGUAUAGUAGGUAAAUGAAAACAGGGAUCCAUCGUAUGUUAGAAGCUGCUUUGAAAAAUGUAUUACUAAUAGUUUUAUAAAUAAAGCAGAUUAAUAAGUCCAAGACCUCAUUAUAAGUCUUACUUAAUUGACAUAAUUAAUACAUAAAAAACUUAAAAUAUAGUCUGUUAGGAACAACUAAAUGUAAACAGAUGCAUGGCCUUUUGAAUGCAUUACAUAAAUGUCAAUAUCUUAUGUAAACGCAAAUUAAACUUUACACGAAGUCAUUAUAAAUAUAUAUAUAGAGAGAUGAUGUAUUAGCUUAUAAUCUCUCUAUAUAUAUUUAUUGUCCAACGAUUGAUGAUAUAAUUCUGAAUUGGCCAAAACACAUUUUGAGUGAUAUACGUACAUUUUCAUGAUGAUGAGCAGAUCAAGAGUACCACAAAUGGUCGUGCUUUUUCUGCUUUUGAUUAUUAUCUCGAUAGUAGUAAAUUCAGGAGCAGUUGGAGAGCCAAAAAUCAGAUGCAAUGAAGCCGAAAGAUUAGCUUUGUUAACAAUCAAAGACCAUCUUUACGACCAUGAAGAUGGGGAUGUUCUUUCCUCUUGGGGAGAAGAAGAAGAGAGAAGAGAGUGUUGUGAAUGGAUUGGGAUUAAGUGCAACAACAACAGCAACAAUCAUCAUGUUACCAAACUUGAUCUUUCUCCUUCAACUUUUGAUAGUUUUCGCCUUCUAGGAGGUAAUAUCAGCUCUUCAUUGCUUGACUUAAAGUACUUAAAUCAUCUGGACUUGAGUAGCAUCCACUUUGGUGAGAAUUCCAUUCCAACUUUCAUUGGCAGUCUCAGCAAACUAAGGUAUCUCAAUCUCUCUUCUACUGGACUAAGUGGAGAAAUUCCUCCUCAGCUUGGAAACCUUUCCAGCUUGGAGGUUUUAGAUCUUUCUGGUUCUUUUCAUAGCUUAAAGGUGAAAACUUUGAAUUGGGUUUUGAAUCUUUCUUCUUUAAGAGUACUUGAUCUUAGCAACACUAACAUGAGCUUAGCCAAUGAUUGGGUGCAUGUAGUCAAUAAUCUUCCUCACUUGACAAACUUGAUACUGUCAUUUUGUUAUCUUCCCAAUGUGGCUCUUCCUCAAUCAUCUGCUAUUUCCCAUUUUAACUCUUCAAAAGAUCUUAGAGUCAUUGAUUUUUCUGCAAAUUCACUAAUGUCCGAGUCUAUAUUCCCAUGGUUGUUUAAUUAUAGUCGUAGCCUUGUUCAUCUUGACCUCUCUUUUUGCGAAUCAAGAGGUGUCAUUCCAAAUGGUUUUGAAAAUAUGGCUUCCCUUACAUAUCUUGAUCUCACUUCCAAUGAUUUAGUUGGAAUCAUUCCAGAAUCAUUUGGGAAUUUGAUUUCCCUUACAUAUCUAAGUCUUCAAUUUAAUCACUUAGAUGGGUUCCAUCCCAAAUCUUUCAAGAACAUGACAGCCCUUACACAUCUUGAUCUUAGCUACAAUGACAACUUAAAAGGUUCCAUUCCAGAAGGCUUUGGGAAUAUGGUUUCCCUUACACAUCUUGAUCUUAGCUGGAAUCAAAUAGAGACUCUUAAUCCAAAAUCAUUUGAGAAUAUGACUUCCCUUAAUUAUCUUGAUCUUAAUAGAAAUCGACUCAAAGGGUCCAUUCCAGAAAAUUUUGGAAACAUGGCUUCUCUUGAAUACCUGGAUCUUAGUAAUAAUACUCUUGAAGGUGAAAUUCCGAAAUCCAUUUGGAAAAUAUGCAAAUUGCGAGAAAUGAAAGCAUUUGACAAUAGACUUAGUGGGGAGUUGCAUUUUGCUGAUUCACCCUCUAAGGAAUGUGCCAAAUAUUCUUUAGAGUAUUUGAACUUGAAGCAAAAUCACAUCAUGGGACCAUUGCCUGAUUUCACCUUCUAUCCCUCUUUGAUUGACUUAUACCUUUCCUCAAAUAAAUUCAGUAAACUAUCCAAAAGUAUGGGUCAUUUAUCAAAGUUGAAGAUUUUAGAUCUUUCUGAGAACUCUAUCAAAGAUGUUUUAUCAGAAACUCAUUUUUCAAACCUCUUCAACUUAUCUUCUUUGGAUUUAUCAACUAACAUAGAUCUUGCUAUGAAUAUUUCAUUUGAUUGGAUUCCACCUUUUCAGUUGUUCUACGUUCAUCUUGGUUCUUGCAAGUUGGGUCCACAUUUUCCAAAAUGGAUCCAAACUCAGAAUAAGUACUUUGAACUUAAUGUUUCCAACUCAGGAAUUUUAGGUUCUGUUCCAGACUGGUUAUGGGAUUUCAAUCCUUACUUGAGUCUUCUUGAUUUAUCCAAUAACAAAAUCAAUGGAAGUUUUCAUGAUUUUGAGCAAGGAAUCAAUAUCUCCUGGGACGACAGAUCACAUUUUCCUGAUAUAGAUUUGAGUUCAAAUCAGUUUGAAGGCUCAAUACCAAGAUUUUUACUCCAAAUAGCUACUUCACUAAAUCUUUUCAACAACAACUUUUCACAACUGAAUUCUCUUUGUAAUAUCACAGACUCAAAUCAUUUAAUCUUUCUCGAUGUUUCAUAUAACAAAUUGUCUGGUGAGUUACCUGAUUGUUGGUCACAAGCACACUCUUUGAGAAUUCUAGUUUUGGCAAAUAAUGAGCUAUCUGGAAAGAUUCCCAACUCCAUUGGUUUCAUAAACACCAUCAACAUAUUGCAUUUGGGAAAGAACAAUUUGAACUCAGAGUUGCCUUCAUCAAUGAAAAAUUGCACAGAGUUGGUGAUAUUUGAUGUUGGAGAGAACAAAUUGAUGGGGCCAAUACCAGCAUGGAUAGGUACAAGCCUAACAAAGCUUCGUAUUCUUAGUGCAAGGUCCAACAACUUCAAUGGGAGCAUACCUUUACAACUAUGUCAUUUAGAGGAUCUUCAGUUGUUGGACUUGUCCUCAAAUGAUCUCUCUAACCAAGUUCCAAAUUAUCUUGGUAAUAUUACAGCAAUGAAAGAAACUGGGGACCAAAAUGUAGCAAUAAAAUAUCCUUAUUCAGCUACUCGUGGCCGAGCCGGUGUUCCUUUCGAUUUCAACCGUGAAAAUUUGGUGUUGGUAUGGAAAGGAGCAAUCUCUGAGUUCAAAAAUGUUGGACUUUUGAAGAGCAUUGACUUGUCUAGCAAUAAACUUAUUGGGGAGAUUCCUAAAGACAUCACUAAACUUGGUGGACUGAUUUCCUUAAACUUGUCGAGAAACAAUCUAAGUGGACAUAUUCCUCAAGAAAUUGGUGACUUGAAGUCUUUAGAUGUUCUUGAUCUAUCAAAGAACUAUUUUUCUGGACAGAUUCCUUUGAGUCUCUCUCAAGUGGAUAGGCUUAGCACAUUGGAUUUUUCGAGCAAUAAUUUGUCUGGCGAAAUUCCUAAAAGUACUCAACUUCAAUCCCGUGAUGCAGUUGCGUACAUGGGAAAUCCUCAACUUUGUGGAAUUCCACUUCUGACCAAGUGUCCAAAUGAAGAAGAGACAACAACUUAUGAUGAAGCAAUGGAAAAUCAUGAUGGAGAUGAAUUUAUUAGCAAAGGAUUUUACAUAAGCUUAGCACUUGGAAUUGUAGUUGGAUUUUGGGGAUUUUGUGGGACUUUAAUCUUCAACAAGACUUGGAGAUAUGCAUAUUUCAAGCAGUUGAACAACGUUGGAGAGUACUUGGCUCACAUAUCUGCAGUAGCUCUAAAGAAAAAGCUAUUCGAGACUUUUAAAAGCUAGUUGUGGUUGCGUUCGGUUUUAAAGGGUGUACUUAGAGUUUUCUUCAUCAAAUAGUAAGUAACCUGGUUGGUAGUUUGUAAUAUUCUAGAGACCAGUUAACUUGUAAUCUUUUAUUUCUUUCUUUCUUUUGAAGAUUAAUCUGAGUGUUUUGAGUAGCUUGCAUUGUAAAUGUUAUUAUUCAUGUCUAGCAAUGUAUGAUAGCAUAAAUUAUGUAGUUUAUAAUAGAGGAGAGGGGGGCACUAGUUUAUAUAAGUCA
Molecule: messenger RNA, 3998 nt
Organism: Cannabis sativa
Lineage: Eukaryota; Viridiplantae; Streptophyta; Magnoliopsida; Rosales; Cannabaceae
Product: receptor-like protein EIX2
Exons: 2
Coding region: 467-3742 (1091 amino acids)
Molecular function (GO): protein binding
Source: RefSeq, a predicted model, not a curated record